AUGAAGAUCAACAUAAUUCUCACUUUCAGUGCCCUGGCCACGACGGCUCUGGCCGGCCCUUUCGGAAACGACGCCCCAAAACUUGACGGCCUCCCCAAAGAUAAAACUCUGCCCUUGCACCAACUUCCGGACUGCUGGCAAGACUGCUUCCAGUCGAAUAACAAAUGGUUCUUCCACGAUAUUUACACCAUCAGCCAAUACGACUUUUGCGAGGAUAAGGGGGCGCAUAGCCGAAAUUGGUAUGUCUACCGCGUUGACUAUUGCGUCCCCAGGGUCUGCAAGGACCGCGCAGAGCGCCAAAAGGGCAGGAACUGGUACAACGCGAUCUUGCAAUACACAACGCGCCUAAUCAUCCCUAUACUCGCUAUGAAACUCAUCGCGCUUCUGGGCGUGGCCGUCUUGGCUGCCACUGCCAGGGCCGGCGAAGGCAAAAAUGCCCCAAAGCUGGAUGGGUUGCCGAAAGACAAACGCCUACCUCUGCACCAGCUUCCUGAGUGCUACCAAGAUUGCAUCGAGUCGAACAACAAAUGGUACUUCCACGACAUCUAUACCAUCAGCCAGUACCACUUCUGCGAGGACAAGUGGGCACACUUCCGAAGCUGGGACGACUGGCGCAUCCAGCACUGCCUUCCACGCGCAUGCCCCGACGGAACAGUCCACGAAAAAGCUGCAAAUUGGUUCGACGCCAUAUGUCGGCAGUAUUGA
Molecule: messenger RNA, 705 nt
Organism: Colletotrichum karsti
Lineage: Eukaryota; Fungi; Ascomycota; Sordariomycetes; Glomerellales; Glomerellaceae
Exons: 2
Coding region: 1-705 (234 amino acids)
Source: RefSeq, a predicted model, not a curated record